Messenger RNA from Daldinia caldariorum, 875 nucleotides. RefSeq lists its product as uncharacterized. The record is from RefSeq and is a predicted model, not a curated record. The coding region runs from base 306 to 602 and encodes 98 amino acids. Lineage: Eukaryota; Fungi; Ascomycota; Sordariomycetes; Xylariales; Hypoxylaceae. The transcript has a single exon.
UGCAACGCAUCAAAUGCUCGUUUUUGCGACCGAUGCAAGAGCACCCGUUACUGUUCAAAAAAAAAUGCCAGCGUGCUGAUUGGACUACCCAUAAACUUCUCUGUUCAGCGUAUGCCGAAUUCGAUGCUACCAAGCGAUCAAGUAAGGAACACCUCCGAGCCAUUUUCUUCCCCGUGGAUUAGGAGAAGCCGGAAUUGAUCUGGAUCCAUUGCCCGUGGCAUCAAGAUGACUAUGAUGAUGAUUUGAGCUAUCAAUAUCCCGACACAGAUUUGCAACUACUGGGCGAGAAGCCAUACCCUAGGACUAUGACCAUUCAGACAAAUCAGCUUCUAGGAAGAGACAUUCCCAACACAAUCCGCCUUUGCAUUCGAGACAAUUUCUUCAAUGACGGGUCUCUUCUUAAUAAGAGUAUCGAUACCAUCACAACUACCAAGCCAUGGCAGUGCCAUAAUUGGCGAGGUCCCAUCCUGGCUUACGGCACAGAGGGACUCGGCAUCGACCAGUUGGCUUGCAGAGACCUGGACUUGAAUGACUUCCGGCAUGUCGCGGACUUCCUAGUUACGUAUCGCGCUAUGCUAAGGUCCGGAACCACUACACCAUAAUCCACCGGUGCACACCCAUGUACACCACCUUAUUACACGGAGCUUGUGCACGAUCACCCACCCACCACACCAUGAGGCUUCGGAAAUGUUGUUUUUUUGGUGGGUGUGCCAUAUCCUUACUACGACGUCGGUAUUUAGGGGUCGGGUCGGUGGUCUGAGGAAAUGACUUACGUCAAUACGGAAAAGGAUUGUUCAUAGAUGGCAAGCAAGAAACUAAAUAAAAGGAAAUGUUUUCCAUACAAUAUUCGGGGCUAAUAGCCAUUUGUGGCGAAC